This is a messenger RNA of Linum tenue, 306 nucleotides long. Lineage: Eukaryota; Viridiplantae; Streptophyta; Magnoliopsida; Malpighiales; Linaceae. The record is from the annotation of a GenBank genome assembly.
UACAAGGAUCCUACAUUCAAAUUCACCUCCAAAAAUUUCAACUCAACCCGUCACAUGUAUGAAUCUGAAGCCAGCAAACCAAGCUUAGUAGAAGAAACCGAGAACCUUGCCACCAACAUUCUUCCUUCUUGCCUCUUCGUGGUCCAUAAUGCCAGCAGAAGUUGUCAGCACAAUGAAUCCGAACUGCCAAAACCAGAUCAAGCCAGGCAUAUGAAUUCUAUCCCAAAAAGGAACAAGGAGAAACCAUCUCACAGGGCAUGGGACUUACUAUCUCAUACCCAAACCAGCAAGAGAAUCAUGCACAUU